Messenger RNA from Drosophila mojavensis, 2329 nucleotides. It is a transcript of the gene Adck1, whose product is annotated as aarF domain-containing kinase 1. The record is from RefSeq and is a predicted model, not a curated record. Gene Ontology annotation, cellular component: mitochondrial inner membrane. The coding region runs from base 187 to 1734 and encodes 515 amino acids. Gene Ontology annotation, molecular function: ATP binding; protein kinase activity. Lineage: Eukaryota; Metazoa; Arthropoda; Insecta; Diptera; Drosophilidae. The transcript has 4 exons. Gene Ontology annotation, biological process: mitochondrion organization; lipid homeostasis; protein phosphorylation.
GGUUCGUUUCAGUUGCGCGCAGCUGAGCAAGCAGCAACAGAUUUGAAGCUGGUUCUCUUUUGUUUUUUACUAAUAUUUGUGUGUAAGUCUUAACAACAGUCACUAGUAAACAAGCACAUGUAUUGCAACUAAGAGAUUUUUGAGCGCGCUAAAACAUCCUUGAACUGUGCAUCAAAUCUGUCUUAGAUGUUGCGACGCGUGCUUGGGUUUAGCGUUUUAGGCGCUGGCCUCGUCAGCACUGGCCUGAGCCUCCAUACGAAUGACUAUGAACUUAAUUCGCUAGGAAUUGUGCGCUUGACGCGUUCCGCCUGCGCUGUGGUCGAUGUGGCGCUCACCUACAAGCGGGAGCUCUAUUAUAAGGAGUGGGACAAGACCACGCCCGAAUACAAGGCUGAGAAGAGUCGCGUGCAUAAAAUCGCCGCUGAGAAACUACUGGAGCUCAUCUGCACAAAUAAGGGUGUAUAUAUCAAAGUGGGUCAACAUAUUGGAGCAUUGGAAUAUCUGUUGCCCAAGGAGUUUGUACAGACCAUGAAGGUGCUGCAUUCGGAUGCGCCACAGAAUCCAAUCGAGGAUUUAUAUAAGGUCAUACGGCAGGACUUGAAACGUAAUCCCGAGGAUUUCUUUGACGACUUCGAGCGUGAGCCGCUGGGCACUGCAUCAUUGGCACAGGUGCACAAAGCGCGACUGAAGACAGGUGAAGUGGUGGCUGUUAAGGUGCAGCAUCCAUAUGUCAAAGGCAACUCGCGCGUCGACAUGAAAACCAUGGAGCUGGCCGUCAAAGUGCUGGCGCUCAUAUUUCCCGACUUUAAGAUACAAUGGCUUGUCGAGGAGUCCAAGAAGAAUCUGCCCAUUGAGCUGGACUUCCUGAACGAGGGCAAAAACGCCGAAAAGGUCGCCGAGCACUUUAAGAAAUACAGCUGGCUGCGUGUGCCGAAAAUCUAUUGGGAGCUGAGCUCAUCCCGUGUGCUAGUCAUGGAGUAUCUGGAGGGCGGACAUGUCACGGACUUGGAUUACAUUAAGAAACAUAAUAUUGAUGCCUUUGCGGUGGCCAACAGAAUCGGACAACUUUACUCGGAGAUGAUCUUCUCCACGGGCUUUGUGCACAGUGAUCCGCAUCCGGGCAACAUACUCGUACGACAGACGCCCAAAAACAAUUUGGAAAUCGUUUUGCUGGAUCAUGGACUCUAUGCGAACCUUAGCGAUAAGUUUCGCUAUGAAUACUCAAAGCUUUGGCUGAGCAUCUUGAAUGUCGAUCGCAAAUCCAUGCGAAAGCACAGCGAGCAGCUGGGCAUCAAGGGAGAUCUGUAUGGACUGUUUGUUUGCAUGGUGACGGGCCGACCAUGGGAUACACUGAUGCAGGGCAUUAACAAAGUCAAAUACUCCAAAGAAGAGAAGAACACACUGCAGAGCAACACGUCGCUGGUGCUGCCCCACAUUUCGGAUGUGCUCGAGCAGGUGGAUCGGCAAAUGUUGCUCAUACUGAAGACAAACGAUUUGAUACGUGGCAUUGAGUCAACGUUGCGCACACAGAACCGCAUGACCGCCUUCUGGGUGAUGUCCAAGUGCUGUGUGCAAUCCUCCUACGCGGAGCAGCUGGCAAAACAACCGGAGGCAGCGAAACGCUGGCAGUUGAGGCUACGCGAACGUUGGGAUCUAUUCAAAUUGAAUGUCUACUACCUCUAUCUGGGGUUAAUUAACUUUGGAUUUCUAGCGGCGCUCAAGCAGGUGCUUUAGCUUGGAUAGCACUCGAAUUGAAGUACAAAUUAAAAUGGGAUAAAUGCAAACAAAAAUGAAUUACCUCGUUGUCUCUGCAGGAUCAGGCGGCGUUCGUUCUCCCGACGCUUGCGCUGCGUGGAGCUCUAGUUUGAUGGUUGUUUGAAGAGUUAAAUUAGCUCAUCGAUUAUAGAUAGAUAUAAGAUCUUAGCAAUAUGUUACCACUAUAAAAGCCAAUGGCAUCAGCAUGACAAAGAGAACAAGUAGCACAAUGUAGAACGUAUAGCCCGAAUAGAAAUACACAUAGUCCGGCUGUGGAUAGUAAUAGGGAUAGUCUCCUGAGUUGCCAUUGGGAAACGGUGCAAGUGUGCUGUUGUCGUUAUAUGAGCUGUUCAUCGAGCUCUGGAUUGUGGCAGUCGUUGUGGACGCCACUGAGGCAGUCACUGCCGUUGAUGGCGUUGCAGGUGUCAUUCAGAAAUAUUGUUUCUACUCGUUGUGUCCGCUCGAAUUGAACUGAAGCCCCCCAAAUUGAUGGGCGACCGACCACUCAUCCAUGGGUCAGGCUCAUGGUUCACAUGUUUGCUUUGUAAUCAUUAGCUGAUAAGGUUGACAAAAA